Camellia sinensis is the source of this 1814-nucleotide messenger RNA. RefSeq names its product putative E3 ubiquitin-protein ligase RHC1A. Gene Ontology annotation, cellular component: cytoplasm. Gene Ontology annotation, biological process: protein ubiquitination. The record is from RefSeq and is a predicted model, not a curated record. NCBI's taxonomy places the organism in Eukaryota, Viridiplantae, Streptophyta, Magnoliopsida, Ericales, Theaceae. Gene Ontology annotation, molecular function: ubiquitin protein ligase activity.
GAGAUUCUAACGUCCUUUGCUGUGUUAGUUAGCCGUUACCAUUCCCUCCAAAUUUAAACAUACAAAAAGAAUAACAAAAAAAUUUAAACAUACAAAAAGAAUAACAAAACCUCUCAACGAGAUUGAGAAGCCUUUGCCCAGUACAUCACUCAUCCUUUCCUCUCUAAUCAAGAAACAGAAUCGAUGAAGAAACGCCAACCCAAAUUGCCUUCCGCAGAGAAAAAAGAAAGUGAAAUCUCUUUCUGCAACUCCAAAAAGCUAUUCUUUCUUCCAUUACCCCAUUCUUUAUACACUAUAUAUAUCAACCCAUUUCAAUUUCUCAUCUACUUUUCAUUCUUUCAACACAAAAACAGUGAAACCCAUUUCAAUUUCAAAGAUCUCACUCAAUCCUAUUCAUGUCUUUGAGCCCUCCUCGCGAGACCAAUAAUGGAAACAGAAACUACCCGCUCUACUGGUGUUACCAGUGCCACAGGACUGUCAGGAUUGCAUCUGAAAACCCAUCUGAUAUCGCCUGCCCUCGCUGUUUCGGACAGUUUCUAUAUGAAAUUGACAGAGCCAGACCUGUGGUUGUUGUUGAUGAUUUCACCCAAUUCGAUCCCUCCCCGGAGGCCCGUAUAUUGGAAGCACUCUCUCUCAUGUUUGAUCCUUUGAUGGGGCAGCAAAAUCGCCCUAUCGAGCCGAGGGAGAGUCCUUUACCGGAUAUUCGAUUUCGUGCCCCUUGGGAGCGACGAAAUGAUUUCCAUGGAAGAGAUCAUAGGUUGCCGGAGAGUGGAAUUCGGGGCUGGCAUUGGCCUUGGCCGUGGAGGCGAAACCGGGUUUUUGAUGAUGAUUGGGGAUCGGAAACUGGAAUUCUUGCUCGUCCCCGGACCUGGGUUAUCCUCAGGCCUGCUGGUCCUCUACCUAUUCAACAAAAUUCCCAAGAGGAAGGUUUGAUGCUUCGGACGGUUAAUCCUCGGGAUUACUUUAUUGGGCCGGGGUUAAGCGAGUUGAUCGAACAACUGACACAGAAUGACCGACAAGGUCCUCCCCCAGCACCCGAUUCAGCUAUCGAUGCCUUGCCGAUUGUGAAAAUCAUGCCGGACCAUUUGGUUAACGAUGCGCAUUGCCCUGUUUGCAAGGAGGAAUUUAAGGUCGGUGGUGAUGCGAAGGAACUUCCUUGCAAGCACAUAUAUCAUUCUGAUUGCAUUGAUCCUUGGUUGAAGCUUCACAACUCAUGUCCUGUUUGUCGGCAUGAACUGCCAGUUGCAGUUGAGGGCAGAGUUGAAGAUAACAAUGAAGCUGAGGAUUCGAUUGAUGGAGGACGAGUUAGGGACAGACGGUGCUGGAGGUUGAGACAGCAAUCGAAUCCCCACGGCAGUAACAUUACUACUCAUGGCGGUGAGACAGCUGACUCACUGUCGGGCUCUUGCUUUAUUCUUUAGCCCAUAAUGUUACACUCAAUGCCAGAAGAAGUAAUGUUCAUCAUUGAAACAACGGCUAAUUGCAUACAUAAAUAUGAAUGGGCAUCAGCAAAACGAAGCUACUGUCUCAAUGUUGGGUUAUAUGAUAUAGGUGAAUUUUCUCGAUGAAUGGUAGUCUUUUUCUCUAAUGAGGGCGAUAGUUUGUUGCUGCAGGCCUUUGACUACUUCGUGUACAUCAAUUUCUACAAGGAUCCUCCGACAAAAAAAGAAAAGAAAAGAAGAUUAAUUUUACGUUUGGUUUUCUUCUUUUUUCUUUUUUAAUAUGUACAAUGAUUAUUGUUCUGAUUGAUAAUAAACCACUUGAAAUUUGUUACUGUUGAAGGUUUAAAGUGUUUCCCACUAUUUUCACUAUCA